AUGUCGUUUUCGGAGCUAGGAAUAUCGAAAUGGCUUCUAAAAACGCUCGAUGAUUGUAAAAUUACAUCACCAACAGAAGUCCAGAAAGCCUGUAUAAAGCCAACUUUGGAAGGGAGAGAUAUUCUCGCAUGCUCAAAGACUGGCUCAGGAAAGACCGCUUCUUUCGCCCUUCCAAUCUUAGAAAGGCUUGCUGAGGAUCCUUAUGGCGUUUUCGCCGUCGUUUUAACUCCAACGCGUGAGUUGGCCUCGCAGAUCGCCGAUCAGUUUAAAUUAUUUGGAACGAAUAUGAAUGUCAGAGUUGAGCUCGUCACAGGAGGAAUGGAUCAGAAUAGACAGACUCUUUUGCUCUCAGAAAAGCCACAUGUCAUCGUCGCUACGCCAGGCCGACUAGCGGAGCUUUUAUCCAGUACGGAUCUAAGGCUGAACAAGGUGAAAUUCUUCGUAUUGGACGAAGCGGAUAGAUUAUUGGACAGAGAAGAUGGAGAUUUCGGAGAUGAUCUGGCGAAAAUAGUCGAAAAACUUCCGGCAAAACGACAGACUCUUAUGUAUUCGGCGACGCUUUCUGAAACGAUUCAAGAAGCAAGAGCGCAGGCAAGCAAAGAGCCAUUUUUCUGGCAGGCAGAAGAACUUGACAAUCAUGUGGAUUCAAACGUCGUCGUGAUGCCUGAAACGCUCGAGCAGAAAUACGUUCUCGUUCCAGAAGACAUCCGAGAUCCGUAUCUCGUCCACAUGGUCAAAUUUCUUCUGGAAGAAAAAAUGGACGGGAACGAGCAACUGAUUAUUUUCUCAAAAACCUGCAAAAGCGUUCAAGUUCUUGGAAUGAUGCUGCAAAAGAUAGGAGCGCGAGCGGUCGUGCUGCAUUCUAUUUUGAAACAGAGUCAACGAUUCUCAGCUUUGGAACAGUUUAAAAGUUCGAAAGCGAGAGUUUUGGUUGCCACUGAUGUUGCAUCGAGAGGAUUGGAUUUACCACAUGUUUCAAUUGUUAUUAAUCAUAAUGUUCCAGGCGCACCGAGAAAUUAUGUCCAUCGUGUUGGUAGAACAGCUCGAGCGGGAAAGAAGGGAACAUCAAUAACAAUGAUGUCCCCUUACGACACGGAGCGGGUAAAAGAAAUAGAAAAAAUGGUCGAUUGCAAGAUGACAGAAUACCCACUGGAAGAAGAUAAGAUUGUAAAAAUUCUAACACAAGUGCAAGUCAUGAAGCGCGAGGCAGAACUUCAACUUGAAAAGAAUAAAUUUGGCGAAAAGCGCCGAAUCAACAGAAUGAAAGAUGAAAAAUUGCAGGAAAAAAUCGAGAUCGCGAAAAAGAGACGUUACGAGGCUAAGAGACUGAAAAGGGAGGAAGCGCUGAAAAAGAAGGCGAAGAAGAUUGCGAAAAACACAGAGAAAAGCUGA
Messenger RNA from Oikopleura dioica, 1392 nucleotides. The record is from the annotation of a GenBank genome assembly. Lineage: Eukaryota; Metazoa; Chordata; Appendicularia; Copelata; Oikopleuridae.